CCGUCCAGACCGAAGCUCCAUUAGUCGUCGCUAACGUCGUCAAGCGUGUGGUCAUAUUGAAACGUCUGUCGUUUGUUUAGUCCGCAGUAACUGAGCCAAUAUGGAUCGCUGGAUUGGGAAGGUAGCCGUUGUGACCGGUGCCAGCUCCGGUAUCGGAGCUGCGAUCGUGAAGGAUCUCGCCAAAGCGGGUAUGAUCACCAUUGGGUUGGCACGGCGUGUCGAGCGUAUUGUGGAGCUAAAAAAGGACCUACCAAAGGAGGCUGCGGCUCGGUUGCAUGCGAUGAAGUGCGAUGUCUCUAACGAAUCGGAGAUCGAGACGACGUUUAAGGGAAUUACGGAGAAGUUUGGUGGUGUAGAUGUGCUGGUGAAUAAUGCCGGUAUCAUGAGGUCUCACAACCUGCUGGAUCUUGGCCAUUCGGCGGAUAUUCGUGCGGUGAUAGACACGAACGUAACCGGGCUGGUGUUGUGCAGUCAGUGGGCUUAUCACUCGAUGGUGAAGCGCUCUGUUAGUGGCCAUAUCGUGCAUAUCAACAGCAUUGCCGGACAUUCGGUGCCAAAUUUCCCGAAGAUAAGUGUGUAUCCUGGCACCAAGCAUGCCGUAACGGCCAUCACGGAGACGAUGCGUCAGGAAAUGAGGGAAGCCGGGACGAAGAUCAAAGUGACGAGUGUUAGUCCAGGAGCGGUAAAAACGGAAAUUGUAGAAGGAGUAGAGUUACCGAAAGAUAUGACAUGGCUGCAACCGGAAGAUAUCUCGGAAGCUGUUCUGUACGCCAUCGGUACGCCACCCCACGUGCAGGUGCACGAAAUCAUCAUCAAACCAAUCGGAGAGGCUUUUUAGGCGCAGAAAGAAUACCAGGGCAAUGGAACGAAGCUAUAGUGGGAACGGGUUUGUGAAGGAGGUCAAAAAAUAAACACGAUAAAACUAAACAGGUCUUUUGGUA
Molecule: messenger RNA, 941 nt
Organism: Anopheles nili
Lineage: Eukaryota; Metazoa; Arthropoda; Insecta; Diptera; Culicidae
Product: farnesol dehydrogenase-like
Exons: 2
Coding region: 101-838 (245 amino acids)
Molecular function (GO): oxidoreductase activity
Source: RefSeq, a predicted model, not a curated record